UCCAACCGACUUGUCAGCGUUCCGACGCUCCGCAAGCCCGCGAAUACAUUCGCUUCCCCCUCUCUCUCUCGCCAGUGCCAGCUAGGGAAGUUGAAGCAACAGGACGAAGCCCAAACGGAGACUGUCCGUACGAACUGUCCGCGCGAAUCUUCUCCUUUCCGAAUCUUGGUCGUGCAACCGUUAUAUUAUCGAUAACAAACGAUACUUUACAUCGUUCGGUACGAAGAAAACGGUGACAACUAGACGAAAGUGAUUAAAGUUAAGAGACCAGAGGAUAGGUUAGGGAAUUCAACGACGGUAGGGUGACGAGUUUCGAGCUAGUAACUUUCGAUUAUCGAUAGCUAUCGAUUUAGUGAAUCGAGCGGGCGUCAGUUCCGUUGCAGUGUAACGGUCCGUUUCGGAGCAUCGUGGACAUUGUUGAAAGUUAAGAAGUAAUUCGGUGUAUAGUUGAGAAAUAAUAUCGGUGCGACGCGUUAGAGGAACAACAAUCGCGGAGUAAUAACACGGGGUAGAAAAAAAUCGUCGGUAACUUUCUGCCCUUGCGAGUUGUGAACAGAGAACAGCGAACAAAAGUAAGAAAUCUUCGCAGAAAUUUUCGACGCUAAGAAUUCGCCGAACUGAUAAACAAAAAGGUGUUUUUACUUUCUGUGCGUCUGUUCCCUCGUGUAAAUGUUGUCGAACAACAUCGUUGGAAUGGGAAACUCGCGGAAUUCGACAUUCUCGUUCUGUUUGUCUCUCUGAAUCUCGGCCCGCUGUCCGUCGUGAGUGCGACAAGGAAAGAGCGACGGGAGAAGCGCGAAACAGAUACAGGUCGACGCACCUGUUUCGCUUUCGAUCUCAAGUUCGACGCCAGUGCCUCGUCUUCUGGGCAGCUGGAACAGUGUCGUCGAAACGGUAAUUAAACUGAAGUGAUGUGAACACAGUUCCGGAGUGAUAUACUCGACGAAGUUUCCCCCGACAAGAUAACCAUGCAAGGAUCGACGAUCGAUCGAGAGGCAAAGAAAUCCAGCGGAAACUGUCGUCCUCCUGCUCGCUGUGCUUCGACGAGAACGUCGCGUGUUACACUUCGUAUUGACACAAUUUCUACCUGAAAGACCGAUGUAACUGCAAAAUAGGAACUCUCCCGAAGACGACGUAAAACGUUUCAGAGCCACGAUCCAUCGAAUUCGACCAAAGGCGAAGAGAUAAAGUCACCGCAAUAGUGCAAAGUGUCGUUCGAAAUGCGGAAAUUAAUGUCGUUGUUUCUGUAAACGCCGCGUUCGAUUUUUCUCUUUUUUCUUUUCCUCUUUGAACCGCGAAGAUUAUUGUUUGGAAUAUCGGUCGUGACGAGCCGAAGGGAUCCGAUGCUCGUGUGAUAUUCAUGCGGAUCGAUCGAGGCCUGCAUUAUCAUGUAAAACGACGGUCGGACAUGUAAAUUUGGCGAGCCGGCGAGCCGAACGAAGGAGAACGUUCCGCGCGAUUGGCCCUUAUCAUGGAGCAGAAGCGAACAAGCACGAUCGAUUAGACGCGGGAUCCUCGCGUUCAAGGGGUUUCGACAACGCCGAAAAAUGUCAAUCGACUGUCACGAGUUAUGGAUGUGGGAGAGCUGGAUCGUGCGAGGCUAAGGCUAACGUAGGGGGUGGCAGCGGGAGGUCGUGGAAUCGGUCGGAGAUUCCCAUGCACGGCCAGAGACUGCCUGGAAUCCCAUGGUCGAGAGGAGAGAAGGAGCAUGACGUAGCCGUGGACAAGGGGGGCGCUUCGGAUGCUCCAGACUGCCGAUUAGGCUCGUAUGGAGGGGAAGGACGCAAUCACCACGGAAGGCACCCUGCUUCUCAACCUGACCACUAUUGCCACACGAGACGCCGACGGCUCCCUCCGUGGAUUCCCCGGCAAAAAUUCGCCAUACACGGUCACGCAGGCAAUACUAAUCGCGUUGGUGCUCGGCAGCAUCAUUGUCGGGACUGUGAUCGGGAACAUUCUGGUCUGCGUAGCCGUGUUCCUCGUUAGGAAGCUGCGAAGGCCCUGCAACUAUCUGCUGGUUAGCCUCGCAGUUAGCGAUCUGUGCGUCGCUCUUCUGGUAAUGCCGAUGGCGUUGCUCUACGAGAUCUCUGGUAAUUGGUCCUUCGGUGCAAUUAUGUGCGACCUUUGGGUUAGCUUCGACGUGCUUAGCUGCACGGCCAGCAUCCUGAAUCUCUGUAUGAUCUCCGUGGACCGGUUCUGUGCCAUAACCAAACCGCUGAAGUACGGGGUGAAAAGGACACCGCGACGUAUGAUCGUUUACGUGAGUCUCGUUUGGUUGGGAGCGGCUUGCAUCAGUCUGCCACCGUUGUUGAUCAUGGGCAACGAGCAUACUUACUCCGAGACCGGUCCGUCUCACUGCGUCGUCUGCCAGAAUUUCUUCUAUCAGAUCUACGCCACACUCGGAAGCUUCUACAUACCUCUGUUCGUGAUGAUUCAAGUGUAUUACAAAAUAUUCUGCGCUGCGCGCAGGAUAGUGCUCGAGGAACGAAGAGCGCAGAGCCACUUGGAGGCGCACUGCUAUCUCGACAUAGAGCCGACGGUUCAGCAGCAUCAGCCGGCAGCCGUGAAUCGUCAAUUAAAUUCCGACGUGCAGGGUGGCCAUGGGAGUCCGCCUGCGAAGCAGCAUCGAAGUUCCAGCGCCUCGACUACUAUGAGGAAGGCAGUGAGUGUCGAGACAUCAGAAAGAGCAGAGUGAGUGUCGAGAUGUCAGAGAGAGCAGAGUGAGCGAG
Messenger RNA from Frieseomelitta varia, 2729 nucleotides. It is a transcript of the gene 5-HT7, whose product is annotated as 5-hydroxytryptamine receptor 1-like. Bases 1769 to 2695 code for a protein of 308 amino acids. The transcript is spliced from 7 exons. Gene Ontology annotation, molecular function: G protein-coupled amine receptor activity. Gene Ontology annotation, biological process: adenylate cyclase-activating adrenergic receptor signaling pathway. Gene Ontology annotation, cellular component: membrane. The record is from RefSeq and is a predicted model, not a curated record. NCBI's taxonomy places the organism in Eukaryota, Metazoa, Arthropoda, Insecta, Hymenoptera, Apidae.